Mauremys reevesii (Reeves's turtle) is the source of this 5804-nucleotide messenger RNA. Its product is annotated as laminin subunit beta-2-like. Gene Ontology annotation, biological process: substrate adhesion-dependent cell spreading; cell migration; basement membrane assembly. NCBI's taxonomy places the organism in Eukaryota, Metazoa, Chordata, Testudines, Geoemydidae. Gene Ontology annotation, cellular component: laminin trimer. Gene Ontology annotation, molecular function: integrin binding; extracellular matrix structural constituent. The record is from RefSeq and is a predicted model, not a curated record.
CCGGCCCUGCAUUCCAGCCGGGCCUGCCAGCGCGGGGGAAAAGCCGGAGCCGCCUGGACAGGAGCUCAGACCCAGGGCCUGCGCCCGCCGGCUCCCCCGGGUGAAGAGGAGACUGCGGCGAAGGACUAGCGGGACCCGGGGCUGCCCCGAUGAGGCUGUGGGGCUGGCUGCUGGCGGUGCUGGGGGGGGGCCUGUGCCAGCACCCCGAGCCCCCACAUGGCUGCUCCAUGGGCAGCUGCUACCCAGUCACCGGGGACCUGCUUGUGGGCCGAGCGGAGCGGCUGGAAGCCUCCUCCACGUGUGGGCUGCAGGGACCCCAGCCCUACUGCAUCGUCAGCCACCUGCAGGAGGAGAAGAAGUGUUUUGUGUGCGUGCGGCCCUACGCCCCUGGCCCCCUCAGCCACCGCAUGGAGAACGCCGUCCUCCUUCCUCCCCACCGCAGGAAGGCCUGGUGGCAGUCAGAGAAUGGCGUGGAGCACGUCAGCAUCCGCCUGGACCUGGAGGCCGAGUUCCACUUCACCCACCUCAUCAUGACCUUCAAGACCUUCCGCCCGGCGGCCAUGCUGGUCGCGCUCGGCGAUUUCGGCCGCACCUGGAAGGUUUAUCGCCGCUAUGACUGCGCUGCGGCCUUCCCGGCGCUGCCGCGCGCCCUGCGCAGGGUGGACGAUGUCAUCUGUGAGUCCCGCUACUCAGACAUCGAGCCGUCCAGCGAGGAGGAGGUUAUCUACAGAGUCCUGGACCCAGCCAUCCCCAUCCGAGACCCCUACAGCCCGGCCAUCCAGGAUCUGCUGCGUGUCACCAACCUGCGGGUGAACCUGACCCGGCUGCACACGCUGGGCGACCAGCUGCUGGACUCGCGGCGGGAGAUCCAGGAGAAGUAUUACUACGCCCUCUACGAGCUGGUGCUGCGCGGGAGCUGCUUCUGCUACGGCCACGCCUCCGAGUGCGCGCCCGCCCCCGGCGCCCAGGCCAACGUGGAGGGCAUGGUGCAUGGCAGGUGCGCCUGCAAACACAACACGCAGGGCCUGAACUGCGAGAAGUGCGACAGCUUCUACAACGACCUGCCCUGGCGCCCGGCCGAGGGGCGCAGCACCAACGCCUGCCGGAGGUGUAACUGUAACCAGCACUCGCGCCGGUGCCACUUCGACAUGGCCGUGUACCUGGCCACGGGCAACGCCAGCGGGGGCGUCUGUGACGACUGUCAGCACAACACGAUGGGCCGCAGCUGCCAGUUCUGCAAACCCUUCUACUACAGGGACCCUGGCAGGGACCUGCGGGACCCCGGGGCCUGCCGAGCCUGUGACUGUGACCCAGCCGGCGCCCUGGACGGCGGGAUCUGUGACGCCCACGACAGCCCGGCGCUGGGGCUCCUCGCCGGGCAGUGCCGCUGCAAGGCGCACACCUGGGGCCCGCGCUGCGACAAGUGCCAGCCAGGAUUCUUCGGGCUCAGCGGCGACAACCCCCAGGGCUGCCAGCGCUGCCAGUGCCACCCGCAGGGGACGGUGUCGGACGGGACCCAGUGCGACCCCGUCAGUGGCAACUGCUUCUGCAAGCGCUUGGUGACCGGCCAGAGCUGUGACCAGUGCCUGCCGGAGCACUGGGCUCUCAGCCACGACCUGCUCGGCUGCCGCUCCUGUGACUGCGACGUGGGCGGUGCCCACCACAACCAGUGUGCCGCCGAGACCGGGCAGUGCCACUGCCGCAGCCACAUGGCGGGCCGGACGUGCAGCCAGGUGGAGGCCGGCUUCUACCUCGCCCACCUGGACCACCACACCUACGAGGCGGAGGAGGCCCGGCUGCGCCAGGGCACGGUGGUGGAGCGGGCGCAGCCCACGGGCCGGCCAGCCACGUGGACGGGGGCAGGGUUUGCCCAUGUGCCAGAGGGCGGUGCCGUGGAGUUCCUGGUCAGCAACGGGCCCGCCUCCAUGGAGUACGACGUGGUGAUCCGCUACGAGCCCCAGCUCCCGGAGCCGUGGGAGGAGGUGAAGCUGUGGGUGCUGCGCCCCGGGCCCAUCCCCACCGGCAGCCCCUGCGGGAACACCAUCCCUGCUGACGACCGGCUGGCCACGGCGCUGCCGCCCAGGGCCAGGUACGUGCUCCUGCCCCAGCCCGUCUGCCUGGAGCGUGGCAUCAGCUACACCCUGCGCCUGGAGCUCACCCGCUACACGUCCCGCCAGGCGGUGCCCGGUGCCAGCGUCCUGCUCGACUCGCUGGUGCUGGUGCCGCGCUAUUCCUCCAUGGAGAUGUUCAUUGCGGGCGACGCGGGCGCCGUGGGGCGCAGGGAGGCCUUCGAGCGGUACCGCUGUGACCAGCACACCUGGGCCGUGGGCAAGGCGCCCGCCAGCCAAGUGUGCACCACCCUGCUCACCAGCAUGUCGGCCAUCAUCCACGGGGGGGCCCUGCCCUGCCUGUGCGACCCCCAGGGCUCGCUGAGCUCUGAGUGUGAGCCCAGUGGGGGGCAGUGCCAGUGCAAGGCCAGCGUGAUGGGGCGUCGCUGCCACCACUGCUCCCCGGGCACCUUCGGCUUUGGGCCCAGCGGAUGCCGAGCCUGCCAGUGCAACAGCGACGGGGCCCUGAGCAGCUUCUGCGACAGCUUCAGUGGGCAGUGCCCCUGCCGGCCAGGCGCCUUCGGGCCCCGCUGCGACCGCUGCCAGCCUGGCUCCUGGGGCUUCCCCCACUGCCAGCCCUGCCAGUGCAAUGGGCACUCAGAGGAGUGCGACCCACGAACCGGCAGCUGCCUGCACUGCCGCGACCACACGGAUGGCGACAGAUGCCAGAGGUGCGCAGCUGGUCACUAUGGGAACCCCGCACUGGCCUCGGGAGAGCGCUGCCGCCCCUGCCCCUGCCCCGACGGGCCCAGCAGCGGCCGCCACUUCGCCGCCUCCUGCCGCCAGGACAGCCGCUCCCGGCAGGUGAUCUGCAACUGCAACCCCGGCUACACAGGGCUGCGCUGCGAGGAGUGUGCCCCUGGUUACUACGGGAACCCCUCGCGGGCCGGCGGGCACUGCCAGCCCUGCCAGUGCAACGGCCACAUUGACCUGCUGGACGCAGAGGCGUGUGAGCGACGCUCGGGGCGCUGCCUGCGCUGCCUGCACCACACGGAGGGGGCGCACUGCCAGCACUGCCAGGCCGGCUACUACGGCGACGCCACCCGCCACAGCUGCCGGCGCUGCUCCUGUAACGUCCUGGGCACAGAGCGCAGCGAGUGCAGUGCGCAGGAUGAGUGCCAGUGCGAUCGGCGCAGUGGGCAGUGCCAGUGCUUGCCCAGCGUGCAGGGGCAGAGCUGUGACCGCUGCAUCCCCAACUUCUGGAACCUGGCCAGUGGGAAGGGCUGUGAGCCCUGUGCCUGCCACCCCCAGCACUCGCUGGGCCCCGCCUGCAACCAGUUCACAGGGCAGUGCCCGUGCCGGCCGGGCUUCGGGGGCCGCACCUGCGCCGACUGCCGGGAGAACCACUGGGGCGAGCCAGAGCGGGAGUGCCGGGCCUGUGACUGUGAUCCCCACGGGGUCACGAGCUCCCAGUGCCACCGCGCCACCGGGCACUGCUCCUGCCGCCAGGGGGUGUCGGGCGUCCGCUGCGACCAGUGCGCCCGCGGCUUCUCUGGUGCCUUCCCCGACUGCCAGCCCUGCCACCAGUGCUUCGGGGACUGGGACCGUGUGGUGCAGGACCUGGCUGCCCGCACCCGGGGCCUGGCACUGCGCGCCAAACACAUCCAGCAGACGGGCGUCGCAGGCGCCUUCGAGAGGAACUUCCGCCAGCUGGAGGAGAAGCUGGGCACGGCCCGGGCCAUCGUGGACGCCCGCAACGCCACCGCGGCAGCUGUGACCCAGCUGCUGCGCACCAUGGAGGAGCUGCGGCAGCACAUCGGUGAAGCCACAGAGACGCUGACCCAGCUGGAGGGUGAACUCACCAUGACACAGGAUGAGAACUACAACGCCAAGCGCGCCCUGGGCACCCUGGAGCGUGGCGCCCGCGGCCUCAACCUCACCCUGCACGACCUGGCACGCCAGCUCCACCUGCUCAAAAACUCCAACUUCCUGGGUGCCUACGACAGCAUCCGCCAGUCCCACGCCCAGUCACGGGCGGCUGAGCACGAUGCCAAUGCCUCCAGCCUGGCAGUGCCCAGCUCUGUGGCGACUCGGCUGCCACCGGCGCGCUCGGAGCAGCUGAUGGCACGGAGGAGAGACUUCAACCGCCAGAGUCACGGCCAACCGGCGGCGCUGCGAGCUGGCCACCAGGACCGAGCGCUGCAGCUGCGGGAGGUCAACGAGAAGGUGUGUGGUGCCCCCGGGGAUGCCCCCUGCGCCAGCAGCCCCUGCGGAGGGGCCGGCUGCCGGGACGAGGAUGGCAGGCGCCACUGUGGGGGCCUCAACUGCCAGGGAGCGGUGGCCACGGCCAGCAGCGCGCGGGAGCGGGCCCGGCACACCCAGGCCGAGCUGCACCAGGCCAUGGGUGAGGUGGACGUGCUUUUCCACAAGGUGGCCGAGGCCAAGGGGAAGGCUGACUCGGCCCGGCUGAGGGCGCAGGCGGCGCUGGACAAGGCCAACGAGAGCAGGGCGCGUGUGGAGCGCUCCAACACGGCUCUGCGCGAGCUCAUCCACCAGAUCAAGGGCUUCCUGAGCCAGGAGGGGGCCGACCCCGACAGCAUUGCGGCGGUGGCCGGGCGGGUGCUGGCGCUCUCCAUCCCGGCCUCGCCCGACCAGAUCCGCCACCUGGCCGAGGAGAUCAAGGCGCGCGUCCGCAGCCUGGCCAACGUGGAUGCCAUCCUGGAGGAGACGGCCGGCAAUGUGCGCCGGGCGGAGCAGCUGCUGCAGGACGCCCGCAGGGCCAGGUUGCGGGCAGAGAGCGUGAAGAACGGGGCUGAAGUGGGGAGGCGGGCGCUGGAGGAUGCCAGGCGAGCCCAGAGCGCCGCUGAGAGCGCCAUCCGCAGCGCCAGCAGCGACAUCCGCCACACGGAGGGCACCCUGAGCACGAUCCAGCUGCAGGCGGCGAGCACAGAGCGCCAGCUGCAGGGCGCCAUGGAGCAGGUGGGGCGGCUGGACAGCCAGCUGGGGGCGCUGAAGCUGAGACGGGCCAAUAACAGCCUGGUGGCCACACGGGCCAGGGACACGGCCAACGCUGCGCAGGCCCGGGCCCGGGAGGUCAAGCAGCUGGCAGAGGGGCGGCUGGAGGCCGGGUACCAGGCGGCACAGGAGCUGGUGCAGAACCAGGCACGUUCCGCGCUGCAGGCCAGGCUCCGGGCGGAGCGGCUGCGUGACGAGGCCAAGGCUCUCCUGCAGGAUGCUCAAGGCAAGCUGCAGCGCCUGACAGCGCUGGAGGGGUCAUACCAGGAGAACGAGCUGGUGCUGGAGGAGAAGGCGGCCCAGCUAGAUGGGCUGGAGGCCAAGGUGAAGGGCAUCGUGGGUGCCAUCAAUCAGCAGAUCCAGAUCUACAACACCUGCCAGUGACCCCGAGUGCCCACCGGCCUGUCACCCCCAACCCAGCCAGCCCGUCCCCAUGCCCAGCCCCCUCUCCAUGUCUGCCAGGACCUGGGCUCCCCUGCUUGGCUCCAGCCCCCUGGGAGAGCCCUGCCCCCUCGGGACGUCCUGGGCCCCUGUCCCGGGCUGGCACGGUGCCCCUUCCGCAACCCAGGGCUCUGCGCUGCCUCCGGCCGGGGGCACCGGGACCCUGACCCAGCGCUAGGCUGGGGGGCUGAGGGGGACUCGCACCUGCCACAGCGGGCGGGGCGGGGCACAGGGGCCGCGAGACGAGGUCUUGCAUCCUGUGGUGCUUUGCCCUGGCACGUGGCGGGGGCAGCUUGCGUG